AUGGCGGAGAAAAUGUAUUACUGGGGCGAGGAGAAGGAUCAGGUCGAUCCUGAUCAGACCUUCAUACAAUUCAAGGCCAAAUCAGUGGCGGACAAGAGACGCGAGACGUCUCGUGCUGUGCCGAAGAUGACGGUGUCUUCGCCGCAGGGUAAAAUGACUGAACUCGGUAAAAGGGAGGAGGAUGCCGAACGCGGCGGCUGGGACAAUAAACUCGACUUCCUAUUUUCUUGCAUAAGCGUUUCUGUCGGAUUGGGAAACGUCUGGCGAUUCCCUUAUCUGUGUUAUAAAAAUGGUGGUGGCGCUUUCUUGAUCACUUAUGGAAUUGCAAUGCUGUUUUGCGGAAUCCCUAUAUUUUUUCAAGAAGUCGCCAUUGGACAAUAUCUUGGAGCUGGCGGAAUGUCGCUAGUAGGACAAUUAUGUCCUCUUUUGCAAGGUGUGGGGUAUGCUACGAUGACCAUUGUAUUUUUUCUCGACGUAUAUUACUGCAUAAUUAUUUCUUGGACUCUUUUCUACCUCAUAAGCACAUUCGUGAAUUUACCGAAAGUACCUUGGAGUGGAUGUGGAAACUGGUGGAACACGGACGAUUGUUACGAUGCGAACCAAGAAAACAAGAGUAUGUACGGAAAAAUAAACUAUUCGAAUUUCACUGAAAAUAGUACCUAUCAUCAUACCACGCCAGUAGAAGAAUAUUGGGAACAGCGGGUCCUCGGCAUUACAUCCGGCAUCGAGAGUAUCGGCAAGAUCCAGUGGGAGCUGCUAGGCUGCCUGAUUGUCGGCUGGCUGCUCGUUUACUUUAUCAUCCGUCGCGGUCUUCAUCAGAGCGGUAAGAUCAUCUGGUUUUCAGCCUUGUUCCCGUACGUGGUGCUUUUCAUUCUUUUGGGAAGAGCGGUGACGUUGGAGGGUUCCGUUGACGGUUUGCUUUACUACGUGACGCCACGAUGGGAGGAAUUGCUCAAUCCCGGACCGUGGAUAGACGGUGCUACCCAGAUCUUCUUCGCGUACAGCAUCGGCACCGGUGCCCUGCCCGCUCUGGGCUCGUACAACAAGUUCCAUCAUAAUUGUUAUAGAGACGCAAUAAUCACUUGCGUAGUCAACACCCUGACAUGUCUUCUGGCCGGUUGCGUAACGUUUUCGAUACUGGGUCACAUCGCCCAAGAACAGCAAACGCAGGUGUCCGAGGUCGUCAAGAGCGGACCUGGUCUCGUCUUCCUCACGUAUCCCGAGGUCGUUUUGAAGCUACCCGGUGCUUCGUUGUGGGCCAUUAUAUUCUUCGUUAUGCUGCUCAUACUCGGCAUCGACAGUGAAUUUUGCAUCGUGGAAUCUUUCAUAACCGGCAUGGUCGACUACUGGCCAGAUACCCUUCGUCCUCACAGAAUCAAAUUCACCAUCGCUAUCUGCCUGAUAAUGUUCGCUCUAGGAAUUCCGAUGGUCACAAACGGGGGAAUUUAUAUUUUCCAACUGAUGGACUUCUACUCCGCGAGCGGAAUGUCUAUUCUGUGGGUGUGCUUCUUCCAAACGAUCGCGAUAUCGUGGAUUUUCGGGGCGAAGAAGUUCUGCGACUGCGUGCAUCAGAUGAUGGGUAUUCGAUUAAGUAAAUUCUGGUAUAUAUGCUGGAUUUUACUCGCGCCGGUGAUCAUGCUCUUUAUCUUCAUAUUCCAAAUUGUGCAAUACAAACCACUGAAAUAUGGCAGCGACUACGAGUAUCCCACGUGGGCAGAAAUAGUUGGCGUAUGCCUGAGUCUCUCGUCUAUGUUAUGGAUACCAGGAUAUGCGUUGUUCUACGUCAUAAUUACGCCAGGAUCAUUUAAAGAGAAUAUCCUGAAAGGUUUACAACCGAAUAUAAAAUCGCACGCAAAGUUACCGAAAGGCGAAAAGUCAGCCGUGAUACCCAUGUCGGAGAGCAGCGCGGGCUUAAUUACGAAAAAUAACAGUUUCCUGAGUCAAACAUGAUUAGCGUUAGCGAUCACUUCUGACUUGUUAGGUUAUACUUAUCUUAAAAGUAAUAUUUAUAGUAAGAUAAAUAUGUAUAUCUAUAUAUAGUGGGUCCAGCACAAUUGGACAUUCAGUAGUAAUUUGUGUCAAAAUGGACGCGUGUCAAACUAAUCAGUUUCAUACAGGUAUGCUCAGUUAAGCAAUCAUUACACUAUUGUUUAUUUAAUAAUAAGUCAGUAAUAUAUUUCUUUAGUGACGUAUUUCUGGUAAGAAUGUCAGAGAUUCUCCUUAAUUCCUUAAUAGCUGGUUGACUGUAGCAUUUUAACAUUAUCAUAUUUAAUUUCUUAUUGCUUACAAGAGAAACGACAUUUUCAAAGAGACUUUUUUUAAAAGAAAUUAUAUAUAAUAUAUAUAUAUGAUAAUUAUAUACUAUUUUAAUAAUAGAUUAAUGUUUUAAAAAGAAGAUAAGGAUAUAUUUGUCUCAUAAAACAUGUUCGAAAUUCAAUUAUUUAAAUACUUUGUUAACAUAUAUACUAUGCCAGCUGUUAAUGUUUUAAGAUAGAGAAUUUUAAUCGAGAAGAAAAUUAUUUGGUUAUCGCAAUUAGACUCGUACGUGUUGACCAAGCUGAUAAGAUACUCAAUAAAGGGUAUAAUAAGUAUUGGAAACGGGACGGGAAGGAAUAUUUAGAAGUAAUAAUAGUAUUAAACCGCGCUAGUAUUCAGAUAGCUAUUUACGGGCAAUUUGAAAGAAGUCUAUUUUUAUAUCGCGAUCAUAUCGCGAUAAGUAUAUGAAUUUUUAACGGAGGGAGAAGUCGUUUAGUUGAUAAUUCGGCUGGUUUGAGGAAACAGAAGGUUCUCACGUUGAAGUAUGGUCUGCAAGGCAAAGAGAAAUUUAUGUUUUGAUUUAUUCCCAAGUACACUGGUGAAUGUUCACAUAGUUGAAGGCUCUUCCUGGUGAGCGCGUUAAGAGAAUUGCUGCAAUUACAUGAAAUAUAAUAAGAAUAUAGCGUAUAUAGAAUAAGGAUACUGGCACAGUUACGAAAUAUAUUCAAUAUCUGAAGUACAAGUAACGAAGUAAAAAUAUAAUUUUUAAUAUUCGUAAUAAAUAUGGAGACGCGUUCACCGAGAAGAGAUAUUUUCGAUUCCAACCAGUCGCAAUAAUCAACUGGACUGUAGCAAGAUACAGAAUAUUUCUAUCACAAAGUUCUAGCAGGUUAUACUCUGCAUUCAACUUCGACGGCACAAGUUUCAGAUUUUUUCAAGUUACACAUUUUUUAAAGCAAACAUUAUAAUGCGUUUAUGAUGCGAUGUAUAGGAUUAAAGAAAACUUCCGUUUUUUACUUGAAACUGAAUGUUAUUUUUAAAAUAUCUAACGUCGGUGAUGUAAGUAUUUUUUUAAUUUUGUGAUAACUGUUGCUUCAAAUUUAAACAGAAAACAUUUGCAAUCAAUUACAUUUGCAUUUACAAUCAGCACUUCCGAUCAAUUACAGUAGAAUAUUUAGUGUCUGGGACACUUCUCUAACAGUAUUUUAUAAAAUUAAAAUCAAAUUUUAUAUAAAAAAGAUAUGUUAUAUAUUUAUAAAAUUAUUCGAAAGGAAUUGAGACUUUUAUUCCACAAAAAAUGUUGUCUUGGUAAUUUUCUAAAUCAAAGUUGCAACCAGAAUUUUAAUUUGUUCGAAUCGGUUCAAACGUCAAAGUAUAUCUUCUUGCAAAAAUUCAGCAUAAAAUAUAAAAUCAUUUUGUCGUUUAGUAAUAAAAUCGUCUGAAAAUCAUUAUUAGUAAGAAAAUUGUUAUUACUCAUGACUUUCUUUUUAAAUUCUUAUACCAUUUUUUCAACGUAAAAACAUUUUUAUCUGAAAAAUUUCUCAUUUAUUCAAAAUAGAAAAGCAAUAACGACAAAUGGAGAGAGCGCUUUUUUAACCGGCCUAAUUAAUUGGGAAUACUUUCUCUUAUUUAGUCCGUAAAGUACUCGUAAUCGCGAAAACGCUAUUCGUCGAAGUGUUGCAAUUGUUGACGUUGUAUAAUACUAAGAAAUGGCUGAUAGCUUAACGCGAUAUUCGUUUCUAUUUUAGUACCGUACUGUUGCGAUGCGAAAUACUUCCAAUAGUAAGCUAAGAACCGAACGAUAUUAUAAGCCAGUUGGGUCUGUACGUUGAAUAACGUGUAUCUCUAGCAUUAUUAAUUUGUAAUUUUGCUUAGCGAUUGAUAGAUCGGCAAUUGCGAUACAUAUUUUACUGAUUUGAACACGGCGACUGCUUGCUAAUGAUCGUGAUGUUAGAACAAAAUAGUUGUACACGCCGCGCCGCGGGCGCGAAUCCCGCGACCAUCUGAUUAUUAAUCAACAAAUUAUUCAAUGACACGCGAACAUAAAAAAUUCUUUCACACCCAUUACGCGAGCAACACUGCAAUUAUAUGUGUAACGUUACAAACAUUUGUUCAGCGCGUGAUAGUAUAAUAACGUAUUUCCCGUGUGUAACUGUAUUCUGUAAAUGUAUUCAAUGUUGCAAUGUGCGCAGGCACGACCGGGGCUACGAGCAUAAAUUUCCGCAAUUACUUACACGACAAUGUCUGUAUUAUCUGCAUAUGCGUUAUUGUCGAGCGUAUUUACCGACCGCACGAAUAAUUUAAUCACGGCUCUAACGAAUCAGUAUUCGUUGCCAGAAAAAUUCCUACGAAGAAUUAAAUGUGUUACAUAAAUUAUAUUUCUGUAUACAUGUAUACAUUGUAUGAAUGUUUUAUACAGUGUAUAAUAUUAUCGUUUGAAAAUCAAAAAAAUUCUGAGUUUAGCAGUAUUGUUCCUAUGAAUAGAAAUUAAAUGAAGAGGAAACCUGCUUUCCCCUUUCAUUGAAAUUUGGUCGUAAACUUCGAUUAAAUCCUUAAUUCCUCGUCAUACGCAUUCGAUGCAUGAAAGAAUUAUUUGUAUCAUUUAUAUUAUUUGUUACUAUAAAUAAUCAGAAUUAUUAAAAGAAUUAUUUGCGUUCAUGAUACUCGAACACGUAUUCCGUGAAAUAUUUUGCAAAUUUUUUUGCCAAAUACAUGCGUUCUCAUUCAAAUUUUGAGGAGAAUAUAAAAUUUCGCUGAAUGCAAAGAAAAUUUUGUUUAGAUCUAGAUAUAGAUUUGUUGUAUUAUUUCAAGAAAUAAAUAUUCAACAUACCUACAUGGAAUAUAUCUUGAUAUGAUAUCACGGUAUUUUCUUUUGAAAUUUUAUGUAAAUUGAUUUAAAUUCAUUCAUGAUGAUGUGCUUUUAAUUGCUAUAUGUUAAUUAUUACCUGGAUUUAUUUUAGAAUUUUCGAUAAUUUCUAUUCAAAAUUUUUUACUAACAUAUCUGCGAGAUUUAUCGACUGCGUCGACACGGGUUUAUAGUGUAUUUUGUAUCUUGAGAGCCACAUUUUCCUACAUUUCAGAACACUACAUUGAAAAAACGUAGGAAACGCGUAAAAGAGAAAAAUCUUCCGGAACGAGGUGUGUAAGAAUUUUUAGAUAUAAUAUAUUUUUAGUAAAUCAGAUAGUGUAUAACCCGAGUCACAUGUAUUUGAGGGCCGAAAUUCGUUUAGAUUUACUUUCCGAGCGACAUACAUUGCAGUAAAAAGAAUGCGUUAUUUGCGAAUGUAUACCGGCUUGACGCAUUGGAUGUUUCACAUAUUUGUGACAUUACGCAUACGUUUCCGGCAAAAUUGUAUCGAUAUAUGUACUUGAAUAAACAUUAACGCCUAAU
Messenger RNA from Temnothorax curvispinosus, 5647 nucleotides. Its product is annotated as sodium- and chloride-dependent GABA transporter 1-like. Gene Ontology annotation, biological process: sodium ion transmembrane transport. Lineage: Eukaryota; Metazoa; Arthropoda; Insecta; Hymenoptera; Formicidae. The transcript has 10 exons. The record is from RefSeq and is a predicted model, not a curated record. The coding region runs from base 1 to 1950 and encodes 649 amino acids. Gene Ontology annotation, cellular component: membrane.